This is a messenger RNA of Mercurialis annua (annual mercury), 1196 nucleotides long. RefSeq lists its product as uncharacterized. The transcript has 2 exons. NCBI's taxonomy places the organism in Eukaryota, Viridiplantae, Streptophyta, Magnoliopsida, Malpighiales, Euphorbiaceae. The coding region runs from base 298 to 984 and encodes 228 amino acids. The record is from RefSeq and is a predicted model, not a curated record. Gene Ontology annotation, molecular function: metal ion binding; ubiquitin protein ligase activity; ubiquitin-like protein conjugating enzyme binding. Gene Ontology annotation, cellular component: endoplasmic reticulum. Gene Ontology annotation, biological process: ubiquitin-dependent protein catabolic process.
CCACAAAAGGAGGUUAAAUAUGCCAUUAGAUUAGUGCCAGGUGGUAAAAUCUGGAGAUACCAAAACCAAACGGUACGCGCUAAACAUGGAAAAUCAAUUUGGCAUGAAAAUUUUCUCGAUUUUAAAAAACAAAAACAAUUAAAAUCAAUCUUCAUCACCAAAUUUUCCUUGGAAAUUUCUUCCUCAUCUUCAUUUUGACUUUUUUUGGAUCGAUCGGUUCGUGGAUCGGUCGAUCUUUCAAUUUUGUUCUGCAAGCAUUUGACAUCAAGGACGGAUUUUUGCGAUAGUACUUUCGGGAUGGCGAGUAGUGGGUUUGGGGAAUCAACAAGCAGGCCACCCCAAAACCCUCAAUUUUCAAGCAAUAAUAAUAAUAAUGGUGAUGCUGGUAAUUUUGAAUGCAAUAUUUGCUUUGACUUAGCACAGGAUCCUAUUGUCACUUUGUGUGGCCAUCUUUACUGUUGGCCUUGCCUUUACAAAUGGUUGCAUUUUCACUCGCAAUCUAAGGAAUGUCCGGUUUGUAAAGCUUUAGUGCAAGAGGAGAAGUUGGUUCCUUUGUAUGGUAGGGGUAAAAUUUCAACUGACCCUAGAUCGAAGUCUAUUCCAGGUGUUAACAUUCCUAACCGUCCGGCUGGACAGAGGCCUGAAACUGCUCCUCCGCCGGAACCCAAUCAUUUUGGACAACAUGGGUUUGGAUUCAUGGGAGGGUUUGCCCCUAUGGCAACAGCUAGGCUUGGCAAUUUUACGCUUUCUGCAGCUUUUGGUGGUCUCAUCCCUUCACUUUUUAACCUUCAAGUGCAUGGAUUUCCCGAUGCUGCCAUGUACGGUGCAGCUGCUAGCUUUCCUUAUGGUUUUUCUAAUUCGUUUCACGGUGGCCAUGCACAUGGGUUUCAUCAACACCAAGGGCAAGGACAGCAAGAUUAUUAUCUAAAGAGGCUGCUUUUCUUUAUUGGUUUUUGUGUUCUUCUUGCUCUCCUAUGGCAAUAGAUUAAGUCUGUUAUGGUAUCUAGUAAUGGAUAUGUAGGGCUUCCCAGUUUAAUAUCUUUUGUAAAUCAUUUAGUACAUUUAUUCUGGUUCGAUACUCUGUAAAGUGUUCGUGAUACUCCUUUAGCUUCUCUAACUUUUCACUAGCUAUGUGGAAUGUUAUUUGUAUGCUUUUUCUUGUAUUACAAGUUAUUUGGGCUGUUCAUGCUUGGACA